Molecule: messenger RNA, 2955 nt
Organism: Xiphias gladius (swordfish)
Lineage: Eukaryota; Metazoa; Chordata; Actinopteri; Istiophoriformes; Xiphiidae
Gene: uncx
Product: UNC homeobox
Exons: 5
Coding region: 1249-2751 (500 amino acids)
Biological process (GO): regulation of DNA-templated transcription
Molecular function (GO): sequence-specific double-stranded DNA binding; DNA-binding transcription factor activity, RNA polymerase II-specific
Source: RefSeq, a predicted model, not a curated record
UAAAUUCGUGGCUAGCGCACAGCGAUAAAAAUUGUACGGAGUUAUUUAUUUCAGUAUUUUGUAAAGCUCAUUAUUAGUGUGAUUUUUUUGAAGAACAACAGCAACGCCCAUGUUGGUAAUAGCUCUAAUAAUGGCUGUUUCCUGGUGUGUGUUGCCUAGCCUACGGCCAUUUCCGAAUCAAAUCAAAGAUGGCGGCCUAUCGGCUACCUGGAUAGGAAACGCAAUCACAACUCGGGAAACGGGUUGAAAAUCUUUUUUUCCUUUUUCUUUUUCUUUUUUUUUAUUUUUAAUCCAGACGAUAAGAAAAGUCUUUGAGGUUUCUGGAAAUACGGUCAGAACAACGCAAAUAUGUCCUCAUGGUCCACUAGCUGUCCGUUCUGUGUGUGCGCUGGAAAAAAAUCCGGUGUUCCUACACAUCGGUGGCUCUGGGAAACAAACAAAGAAAGUGUCUCGGACCGAGCAGCGCAACACUACUCCACCCAGUCAUCAACAGGAUGCCUUCGAGCUUGUGCACAGGACAGGGGAAAGAAGAACAGGGGAGAUGGGGGAAAGGGGGCAGUUGGAGCGAGAGACGGUAAAUCUGACACAUACAAAUGUGCUGAACGCCACGACGUGAUCGCAUUUUCAACAUGGAGAGAAGGCCGAGAAACAGCCGAAGAGGAGAAGGUCAGAAGAAAUAAACUUAAGAAGAAGUGCUGUGAUCAGGCAAGGGCGAAGAGCUGCAUUAACAUAAGUGAGGCUUUCCAACAGUGGAGAGACCUCAGAGAGUUGAAAGACAUGAAGACACAUGCAGAGGUUGCUCUGUUCCUACUUGACAGAUCCCCCAGUGAACAGAAAAAGUCCCGGAGCCUCUGGCCAAACCUAUCCUCCCGUAGCCUUUCCCUUCCCGGCUCUCAGCGAGCCCUUCCUCCCGGUGGCUCCCCCGUGUAGUCGCGAUGUAGUUCUUAUCAAAGCCCUCCUGUCUUGUUGUGACAGCUCUGAUAUUGUUUAUUGAGGUGGAUGUCAGCUUUAAUUAGCAAUCGAUACGGGGAGCGUUUGCAGAGCGCGUCUCUGACGUCAGAGCCCAUUACCGCUUCUCAUUGGGUCUCAUAUUCCCCGAGCCUGGGCUAAUUAUUGGGAGGUUCAUGUGGAUAAAGUACAGCUCAUCCCUCCCUUCACAUCAUGUCCCCUGCUCGUUGGCCACACUCGCUGCAUGCUUUUUAAAUUCCCAUCACCGGCCUCCAGACGUCGUUUCCUUUUGCCUGCGGGAUGAUGGACAGCAGGAUACUGGAUCCACCUCACGCCCAGUUCGGAGGCUCUCUCGGCGGGAUGGUGGGCUUCCCGUACCACCUGAGCCACCAUCACGUUUACGAAUUAGCCGGGCAUCAACUCCAAUCUGCGUCCGCGGUUCCUUUCUCAAUAGACGGAUUACUUAAUGGUUCCUGCACGGCUUCAGUGGGCAAUUCCAACCCCCUCUUGUCUUCGGGCUGCGGCAUGAAUGGAGAUAACCAGCAGUACAAACUGACAGACUCGGUGGACCCAGACAAAGAUAGCCCUGGUUGCAAGAGACGAAGAACUCGCACAAAUUUCACUGGUUGGCAGCUGGAGGAAUUAGAAAAGGCUUUUAAUGAGAGCCACUAUCCCGACGUGUUCAUGAGGGAGGCACUGGCCCUCCGAUUGGACUUGAUAGAAUCAAGGGUUCAGGUAUGGUUUCAAAAUCGCAGAGCCAAAUGGAGGAAAAAGGAGAACACAAAGAAAGGCCCAGGUCGACCUGCUCACAACGCCCACCCCACCACCUGCAGCGGAGAGCCCAUGGACCCGGAGGAGAUCGCCCGGAGAGAGCUGGACAGGCUGGAGAAGAAGAAGCGAAAGCAGGAGCGCCGGCUGCUCAAGUCCCAGAACAAGCUGGCUUCUGGGGAUUUAUUUCACACCCCGGGAUCGGACAGCGACAGCGGGGUGUCGCAUGUGACCGACAGUGACCACAACACAGGCCCGCCUUUUGACUCUGUGGGGGGGAGCCAAACGCAGUCGAGCUGCGACCAAACCCCUCACUCUCUCCAGACCCCAAACCCGAACCAAAGAACCUUCGACCGGGAUGCUGGCGGAUCCGAGCUGGACUCGCCCGAAGCCAGCCACCGGACAAGCUUGUGCCCCAACAAUAACAGAGCCUCCAGCCUGCAGAAACUCAACCCUUUUAGCGUCGAAAGCCUUCUUUCGGACUCCAGACCGAGACGCAACCAAGCGGCCUUACCCUCCUCACGGCCUUUGAUAGGGAAAGGACACUUCCUGCUCUAUCCCAUCACACAGCCGCUUGGAUUCAUUGUUCCUCAAACUGCUCUGAAGACGACAGCGGCAGCAGCAGCGGCAGCAGCAGCAGCAGCAGCGAACUCUGACAGUGACGCCCCGGCGGAGAGAAACCAGCCCAGUGGCCGCUGCAGCUUCUCGGCGAGCGCUGCGGGAUGUAGGAGCAGCUCGCCGGACUCUGCGGACGCCACACAAACGGGGCAGGCGGGGUCAGAGGACAAGACGAGUUCACCGCACACCAGCCCGCCCGGGGCCGCCUUUCCCACUGGCAAAAGUACUCAGACCUCUGUUAUUUGCAGCGAUUCGACUUUCGCCCACGAACACGGUCCACCCCUCGUUCAGCCUGUCGAUGCAGACAGAAAAGAGCAUUUAGAGAACAAGGACCACCCAGACCAGCCCGAGUCUGUCCUCAGUGACAGUCCAGCAGAAACAAAGACAGACUCUAAAGAAGAUGUCGACAUGGAAUAAGUCCCUGGGGGUAAAAAAAAAAAAAAAAGAGAAAGAAACAUACUUAUAUAGCCUCUAAAAGACACCUUUCAAUAGGCCAAAGCUUAACCAGAAACUACAUCUUUGCAUCUAAUAUCUAGGUUUUCCCCACUCUGCUGAUAUUUUGACAACGGUGUGCCCCCCCCCCCCUUUGCGUGUGUGUGUGUGUGUGUGUGUGUGUGUGUG